Molecule: messenger RNA, 846 nt
Organism: Mesorhabditis spiculigera
Lineage: Eukaryota; Metazoa; Nematoda; Chromadorea; Rhabditida; Rhabditidae
Source: the annotation of a GenBank genome assembly
AUGGCCUUUCGGUUUCACGGCAGGCUGUUCCGGCUUGUCGAUCCUCGCGAUGUCUGGAUCUACGGAUCUUUCUUCCUGAUGGCCAUGGUGGCGGCGACGCUGGCGUGUAUCGUCUAUCGACACCAGAGCUUGCUGCACUUCAACCAUCCGAUAAACAACACUGUUCCGUCGUGGCCGGCCAACGUGCAGACCUUGGUCUGCUUGACAAUGGCCUACAUUGGUACCUACACUUUUGUGACGGGAACCACGUUUGUCGUGCAUUGCUACUACCUUCUCGCGGGUACCUACGUUAGCGAGCGGACGCGUAAGAUGCAACGCCAAAUGAUUAACGCGCUCACGUGGCAGAUACUGAUACCAGCUGUCACCGUUGCGAUUCCCUGGUUAUACACAGCGGCGAUCACCUUGGGGAAGGUCGAAAAGGAUCCGUCCGUGCUAAACAGCUUUUACCUCUUUGAUGGUGGUCAUGCGCUUCUGACUUCAAUCGAAAUUGUGCUGCUAUCACGGCCCUAUCGAGAAUUCAUCGUUGCCUUGUUUGUAGGCAAGAAAGCGAAGUUCGUGAUAUCCAUUCCGCUUUUUACGUUGGCGACGCCGUGGGCCAUCGGCACGACGGUCGUCUGGGUGCAGUUCGAAAUUCCAGCGGCCGCCUGGAACGCCAUCUUUUUCCUCGAUGGUUGCCACGCGCUUGUGGCGUCCGUCGUGAUUCUGGGGCUCACGCCGGGCUACCGCCAGUACAUCUUCAGCCCCUUUCGAAAACUGGGCAGAAGGAUAUCGACCAUCGCCGUACAGCAGACACGUACGAACGAAAAGUCGCUGGCCUCUACGAUUCGACCGGCGAUUUCGUUUGGC